GAAGUGAAUGGUUGUGUUUUGCUCGCUCUAUAAGCUUUUCGAGUUCGAGCUUUUUACAACCAAUUUGUAUCGAAGUGUUAUCCUCGUUUCAUGAGCUGCAUUGUCCUGCGAAGACAAUUAAUAGGUGUUUGUGGUCAGUGUUUCCGAAUAUAAUUUUUAUUCGGUUGUGUAUCUAUUGUUCGACGGUUAAACGGUAACGGUUUUUAAGUGUGCAUAUAAUCGUGGUUCUUUUUCUAAACUUUCGUGAUCGUGUUUACAUUUCAUCAUCGGAUAUUUCAAUGGAAUGAGUCAAACUGUUUAGCAUCUAAAUAAAUAAACAGGAGCAGCUUGGCGCGGCGUAGCGGGCGGGCCGCGCCAUGGGGAACAAGUGCUGCAGCCGCCGCCACGAUCCAGACAGACCACUCGUGUACCCAGCAUACAAGAAGAAUGAAGCGGGCUUCACGACGUGCCCCUCGCUGGAGAACCGAUACACCGGCGAACCCAAUAACCGCGUCGUGUCGCGCCGCCCCGCCGACAUCGUGCGGACGCGCAACCCCGGCACAUGUAUAUCAAAUGGCGGUAGACGCGUAGUGAAAGCGCUAUGCGCGUACACGGCGCGCGCCGAGUCGGACAUCUCGUUCCGCAAGGGCGACCGUAUGGAGGUGUUGAGCGACGCCGAGCCCGACUGGUGGCGCGUACUGCAUCUCACCACGCGCCGUGAAGGACUAGUGCCCGCUAACUUUGUCGCUGAAGAGAGCUCCGUUGAGUGCGAAGAUUGGUUCUUCCCGCACGUAUCACGGAAGGAAGCCGACAAAUUACUCUUAGCCGAGACGAAUCCUAGAGGAACGUUCUUAGUGAGGCCAGCAGAACACAACCCACAUGGCUUCAGUUUGAGUGUCAAAGACUGGGAGGAGGGAAGAGGUUACCAUGUCAAACACUACAAGAUCAAGCCCCUAGAUAACGGAGGGUUCUACAUCGCCACCAAUCAGACAUUCCCCAGCCUUCCCGCACUGGUCAUGUCGUACACAAAGAACGCGUUAGGGCUGUGCCACGUGCUCGCGCGGCCUUGCCCCAAGCCGGAGCCGCAGAUGUGGGACCUGGGCCCGGAGCUGCGCGACAAGUGGGAGAUCCCGCGCAGCCAGAUACAGCUCAUCAAGAAGCUCGGCCAGGGGAACUUCGGCGAGGUGUACUACGGAAAGUGGUCCAAUAAUAUCGAGGUCGCGGUUAAAACGCUUAGGGAAGGUACGAUGUCGACUCAGGCGUUCCUUCAAGAAGCGGCCAUAAUGAAGAAGUUCCGACACAAACGUCUGGUGGCGCUGUACGCGGUGUGCUCGCAGCAAGAGCCCGUCUACAUCGUGCAGGAGUACAUGUGCAAGGGCUCGUUGCUAGAAUUCCUCAGGAACGGCGACGGGAAGACGCUACAGUUCGAGGACCUAGUCUACAUCGCAGCACAAGUCGCGUCCGGCAUGGCGUACCUAGAAUCGAAGCUCUUAAUACACAGAGAUCUCGCCGCCAGGAACGUAUUAAUAGGAGAGAAUAACGUCGCCAAAAUAUGCGACUUCGGUCUAGCGAGGGUCAUAGAAGAUAACGAAUACUGCCCCAAGCAAGGGUCCAGGUUCCCCGUCAAGUGGACCGCUCCGGAAGCAAUAAUAUACGGAAGAUUCUCCAUCAAGAGUGACGUCUGGUCCUACGGUAUCCUCCUAAUGGAACUGUUCACGUAUGGACAGAUACCGUACCCUGGUCUCCACGGAAAAGAAGUCAUAGAGCAAGUGGAGAGAGGGUACAGAAUGCCCAAACCGGUCGGACACUACCUCCCUGAUGCUAUCUACGGUCUGAUGCUGCAAUGCUGGGACGCCAUCCCGGAGAAGCGGCCGACGUUCGAGUUCCUCAACCAUUAUUUCGAAUCGUUCACAGUGACCAGUGAGACGCCAUACAGAGAAGUGCAAGACUAGUGCUGUGAUAUAGUGAAUUAGUUAUCGGACUUAUCACAAGUAUCAAGAUUGGUUGGAUAGUUUGCGCGCUUGCUGUGACGUUCUAUGCUUAGACUUGUGUCAGUUUGUGCCUCGUCGUGACAGACAGGAAGUGUCGCUUGUGAACUGUAAGACGUUUUGUGUAAGGUCUUUUUUAGCGAAUUAAGGGAAUUAUGAUGGAAGUGUGACGCUUGUGCUGAAUAUAAUGAAACAUAAUUGUGGCUAAUUUUUCUAAGAAGCACCUGUGAUGUUAUAAAAAUUUAAUC
This is a messenger RNA of Papilio machaon (common yellow swallowtail), 2215 nucleotides long. It is a transcript of the gene Src64B, whose product is annotated as tyrosine-protein kinase Src64B. Gene Ontology annotation, molecular function: signaling receptor binding; ATP binding; non-membrane spanning protein tyrosine kinase activity. Gene Ontology annotation, biological process: innate immune response; protein phosphorylation; cell differentiation. Bases 357 to 1931 code for a protein of 524 amino acids. The record is from RefSeq and is a predicted model, not a curated record. Gene Ontology annotation, cellular component: extrinsic component of cytoplasmic side of plasma membrane. The transcript is spliced from 7 exons. NCBI's taxonomy places the organism in Eukaryota, Metazoa, Arthropoda, Insecta, Lepidoptera, Papilionidae.